GAAGGAGGUCAGGUCAGAUGGAGAGUUUGAAGGAAUAUGAUUUUAAAAUAGAAAAGAAAAUAGAACAUAGGACAACUUUAUUUGGUGAAAUAAUGGCAAAGAAUAAGAAUGCAGAAGAAGAAGAGAAAAUCCUGCUGCAAAGGCUGUUGCUUAUCGCUCGACUUCCCAAUGGUCUUAGAGACAGAACAGAAUUAACAGCCCAUUAUGAAAACCUCAGUCUUCAACUGAGUAAACAGUUUCCAAGGGACAACAUGACUGGGCUUCUCUUACUUUAUCCAUCAUGUCUGAUUCAUGUCAUUGAAUCUUCCAGAGAUGUCCUUGUCACUAUUUUGGAAGAUCUUAUAAAGCUACAACAGGCAUCAGACUGUGUAUCUCUUGAAGCGCCAAAGAUUGUAUUCAUGGCACACAAUCCUCACAGCAGGAAGUUUCAACAGUGGAGCUACAAGCUCCUGAAUGCAGAUGUAGCCUCAGCCAAAGGGACCACAGAGCUGGAGAAGGAGCCCACCGAGACGCUAGUUCUUCAAGUCUUGACAUCUGUGGAAACUAUAGCAAAACAGCUAGAACAAGCUAAAAGGACAGAGGGUGGAUCAGCAUUGAAAGAUCUAGGCAUGGCUCCAGAUGUUUUGAUCACGCUGACAUCUAGAGAAGAUCUGCUGACGCCUCAGCAAUACCUCAAGUUAUAUAACUCCCCUUUACACAUCCGCAUUGACUUUGGACAAGCGAAGGAAGGUCGCCCAUUGAAUAUUGUCUAAUAAGAUAAAAUUAUAAUUUAUAGAACUAUGAUGGCAAAAGUCUUUGACCUUCACUGGAGCUCAGAGUACAUUAGACCUGCUGCAAGAAAAAGGAAACUAGACCACAUGAGUAUCUCUUCAAAUCAGCUCAAAUGACUCUAGGUGUAGUGAAAAUUAAGUAGUGUUACAAAAAGUACUGUGAAAACACUGCCUAACUUUCUGGAGAUGGCAUGUCUCUCUUGUAUCAAAAUAUUAUGUACUUUAUAUAUGUAUACUUGGAAUAUCUCAACAGCAAUCAAAAAAGUAACAGGACAAAAAAUGUUAAUGUAAAAACAUAUUUAAU
Molecule: messenger RNA, 1074 nt
Organism: Boleophthalmus pectinirostris (great blue-spotted mudskipper)
Lineage: Eukaryota; Metazoa; Chordata; Actinopteri; Gobiiformes; Gobiidae
Product: testis-expressed protein 47
Exons: 9
Coding region: 18-752 (244 amino acids)
Source: RefSeq, a predicted model, not a curated record